CUAGUUGGUACAGUGACAACAGCGUUGCGGUUCUAAAAUGAACAACGACAACCUUCAUUUUUGAACGCCGCCAUAGAGAUUGGAAACCUCUUGGCUGUUUUUUUCUUUUUUUUUUUCCCUUUUUUUUUUUCUUUUUUUGUUUGCCUUUUUUUUUUGUCGGUGCAUUUGGAAUUCUAUUGUUGGCCUCACUAUGUCAAGCGUGGUCAUUACCGCCUUGUCGGACUCUGUUUUGCAGUCAUCCGCUUUGUCGGUUGUGUUCUUGCCACUAGGCCGCCUGCUGGUUACAGUUGAACAGCGCUAAAGAACAUUCUCUUUCUACAAAACCAAAACGGCGGAGGAUUUUAUAUGCAGUUUGGCGCGCCCUGUGACCUAACUGACCGCAGUUGAGUUGUGUUUCCUUGUUGGUUACGUGCGUGUGCAUUGCGUGACAUCUACGACGAAGGAAAAAAAGGGAAAGAAAAAGAACAUCAAUUCAUUAUCUGUGUGAGGUGGACGGAGAUAGACAUGGUUUGGUGCAGAAUAAUGGACUGCUUCGUUCGAAGGAUGAUCUUAUCUCAUCAUCUUGCCGCAACAGUCAUGCUUUAUUCAGGACUUCUCAUUUUGAGCAUUGCGAUGGUCAACGCCAGCCAAUCAGAUACCAACUGGCGGGAUAAUAAGCCUCUUCAACAACAGCGACAAUGGCGAGAUCAGAGCCGCGAGCAACAGCAGGACGUCGAGUAUGGAGACGAUUCGUCAUCGGCGACGGCGGCCGAACAGCAACGGAUCCAGGCUCAAGAAAUGGCCGCCUACCACAAGCGGUUGGCUUCCCUGUCGCUGCCUGAAGCUCAGCGUCUCACGCAGAUCGACCUCAAGCACAGCGACAGCCACGUCACGGCCCAAGUCGGCCAUCCGGCCUAUCUAAAAUGCGCCGUCAGUAAUCAAGGCGAUCAAUUGGUUUCCUGGGCUAGGAGACGAGAUUGGCACAUUUUGACUUCAGGUCGGCACGUUUUCACGGCAGACGAACGCUUUCAAAUUUUGAAGCCGGUCGAAGAUCACGAACAAUCGCUGCGUCCUGUUCCGCACCAGCCCAAUUUGACCGAGUGGAUUUUGCAGAUCCAGUUCGUCCAGCAGCGUGACGGCGGCUUCUACCUUUGCCAAGUACCUACCGACUUGGGAUUGGUAUCCCAUCAAGUUCAACUAGAAGUUCUCGUUCCUGACGUGUUUAUCCUGGGGCCAAAGGACCUCAUCGUUGACCGCGGAACGACACUCAGUCUCGUCUGCAUCGUCGAAAACAGUCCGAUCCCGCCGGAUUAUGUCUUUUGGUUCCACAACGAGAAUCUGUUAAAUUUCCAACCGAAACGUGAUGGAGUCAAAGUGGAGACGGACUACGGGAGCAGGACGCACAGCAAGCUGGAGAUCAAGGACGCCAACGAAUCCGAUACGGGCAAUUAUACCUGUAGCACAUCCAGCGGCAAGCCCUACUCCAUUUACGUCCAAGUUCUAGCAGGUGAUCAAGCGGCAGCCAUGUCUCGGAAGAACAGCGCGCAAGGCCACAUCUCUUUUCCUGGUUGCGGAGCCGGCCAUCAACUGACAUUGGCUCACUUGUUGGUAGCGGUGCAUCUUAGUCUCGCCUUGAUUCACAUCGGCAGAUAAUUGCCAUUCAUGUUUGCAAAAAGAUAGAGGGAAUGUAAAAAUCAUUUUUGUCUGCGUUCAAAUUAUGGUUAGGUAUACCUGCUCCCGGCCAAACGGGACCCUCUCAUAAAGAGGAAGGAAGACGAUCGUCUACAAGUAAGUGGGAAUUGAGCAGUGACCGUCAAUUGUUUCGGUCACUAUUUAGACAAGAUUUACCUGUUGGUUGGUGAACGAAGAAAAUCAGAUUUCCAAUUCUUGAUGUUCCCCGUCAUCAAACGAAAAAAAAUUAUGACCUAUGAAUGACGUUUUUGCCAUGAUUUAUCGUUUUGAUUUUUCGUCUUUGACCGGAAAUUUCCUAUUACAGUUUCCCCCAUCCCUUCAUCCUAUCCCGUGAAAGUGCUCACUGGUCGAGCUCCAACAGCCAAUUUAAGGUUUAUGUUGUGUAAUUUGUAUUAUAUAAUUACGAUUCUUUCCAGGACAAAAACAAAUAAAAAAAAGAGGAAAAAAAAAAUGCAGCAAAAAAAAAAACAAAGGCAAAAACAAACAAAAAGUAAAAUGAAAUAAACAAGAUAAACUCGAAACAAAUUAAGUGAAAUUCAAUUCAGGCCGUACGUUGUUGCGCGCACCUGACUGUAUAAUGUGACACAGGAAGAGACUGUUUGUAUUACCAAAAGAAGAGAAAACUAAGGGAAAAAAAAGAGAUGGAACAUGUAAACUAGCCGACAUCGUACAAUUGAACUUUCGGCUCGUGCUUUUCUCAUCAUAAAACACUCGAUCCUUGAUUUCACGUGUCCUCCAAAAGACACACCACACCUUUUCCAUUCUGUGUGAUUUCAAUAGAAAAUCGAUGCAAUUGCAGUUCUUAAUCACUGAAUCAAUACCCUGACUUUGUUUUUCAAAGUGUCAGUGCAUUCGUAUUUAAAUACUUUAUAUAAAACCGUGUGUAUAUGUAUGCAUACAAAUAUGUACUGGCUGUGCUGCGUAACUACUAUAAUUGAAUGUGUUUUUUGCUUACGAUUUGUUUCUAUUACAUUUCGUGGAGAAAAAAAAUUCUACCCCCUGCAGCGACAGCAAUUGGUUCUUGAGGAAUGUAAAGAUCGGCGAAUAAAUGAACAAUUUUCUAUUGUA
Messenger RNA from Daphnia carinata, 2739 nucleotides. Its product is annotated as hemicentin-2-like. The record is from RefSeq and is a predicted model, not a curated record. Gene Ontology annotation, cellular component: neuron projection membrane. Gene Ontology annotation, biological process: synapse organization. The transcript is spliced from 8 exons. Lineage: Eukaryota; Metazoa; Arthropoda; Branchiopoda; Diplostraca; Daphniidae. Bases 505 to 1632 code for a protein of 375 amino acids.